This is a messenger RNA of Corythoichthys intestinalis (scribbled pipefish), 2897 nucleotides long. Its product is annotated as SH2 domain-containing adapter protein F-like. Gene Ontology annotation, molecular function: phosphotyrosine residue binding. The coding region runs from base 430 to 1533 and encodes 367 amino acids. The transcript is spliced from 6 exons. NCBI's taxonomy places the organism in Eukaryota, Metazoa, Chordata, Actinopteri, Syngnathiformes, Syngnathidae. The record is from RefSeq and is a predicted model, not a curated record.
AGAGGACGUUUGGUCAUCCUAAAUUAAUAAGAAUGAAGACAAAGAAAUAUAUCCCAAUAAUUAAAUAGUCCAGUUUUAUCAUAAACAAUUAUGCAUCAAAUUGAGGAGAAACUAAUACAUUGACAUAUUUUAAGCAUGUUAAAAAAAUCCAUCCUGUCUGAAUACGUCACUCUUCCCCAGUGUCUGUCUGCAGACUGCACGGGGGACCGCCGUAGCUAGGCUAAUGUUAGCAGCUGUCAGGCUAACCCUAACCCAGCCCGGCUGCAGUUGACCUCACGAACCAACUCGUGGUAUUUCUGUCUGAAGACGUCCCAAAAAUAACUGCGGAUGUCCAAAAAAAUAAGAGGUGGGACGUUUUAACAACGGAGAGCAGCCGACGUCAAUGUGAAGAAAAGUGCAAGCUUGGUUUCAGCGGAGCUAACUCGAUCCAUGGCAAAGUGGCUGAAGGACUACCUGAACUUUGGCAACCGGCGUGACCCUCCGCAACCCCCGAGGCCAGACUACAGCGAGAGCGAUAUCCUGCGAGCCUACCGAGCUCAGAAGGACCUGGACUUUGAGGAUCCAUACCAGUGCUUGGAUAGGGAGCGUCAAAAUGGCAGCGGUGGUGGCAACGGUAGCGUGGAUAUGAGCCUGCCUCCGUUCCCUGCCUUCACUCCCAGCUUGUCUAACGGCACCGAGGUGAAGGUGUUGUCUCCAAAGCACAGGCUAAUUAAAGUGGACUCUCAGGAGUUCGGCCACUGUAAAAUUCCCCUUAGUCCCGCUUCUGUUCCAGAGGAACCUGUGCUACCCUCUGCUCCAGAAGCCCCAGACACCGACACGGACUACUCUGACCCCUUUGACGCCCGCCCGGACCCAAGGACGUGGCCCAGCUGGGAGACUGAAUCGGCCCCAAAAGACAGCUGCAGCUACAUGGAGCCGUUUGAGGCUCAGCAAAUUAUUUCAGAAAUGCAGCACAACAAGUGCAUGAGUUCCAGCGGCAGCCAACUGUAUGACAAUCCGUACGAGGAGAGGAACCGACAGCAGGCCCGAGCAGCUCCAAGCGCACCGACUCAACAGCGGCAGCAGCACUCGCACAGGCUGGACUGCUCACUUUCCCCCGUAGACGACAGGGGGAGCCGACUACCCCAGAACGACGACAGACCAGCGGACGAGUACGACCAGCCAUGGGAGUGGAAGAAGGACGACAUCUCCAAAGCACUCGCUGCUACGUUCGUACCGGAUAAUCCGCCCGCCCUGGCCGGUUCGCCGCGGCGUAUUCGGGGCCUGGCUCUGCUCCGGACGGAGGCGCAUGCCGUGGGGGAACGCUCGAGAAACCAGGGUGUUCGCCGGAGGUCCCGCCACCGGGGAACCGGGCUCGGCCCGCCCCGCCGCGGCCUGCCGGACCGGCCAGAGCGGAGGGCUCCGUCGGAAGACGGCUACUUGUCGACUAUCGGUCUCGAGUCGUGCCGGUGUUUAGCCUUUGAUGCGAGUUUACCACCCGCUUUGGGCUGCAUUCCCAAACAACCCAACUCUGUAUCGUCACAAGCACCGUAGUUUAGCUUGGUUUGUGUUAACAAUAGCUUUUGCAUUCCCGCUAGCAGCAGCCUCUUAUUCGUUCCAAAAAUCAUUGUGAUGCAGUUUUAAAUGGCUGCUGGGUUAGUGGUGUUGAAUGAGGACGCUUUCUUUCCGCCUCGUGGAACUUCUGCGGUGCAUGUUUCACAGAUGGCGAGAGCGUCAUUUUUUUAGUAACAGCCGCCAUAAUAUACUACUGCUUCUUGUCGUGGAACUCCGCCUCCUCAGCCCCUCCUCCCUCAGGGGCUUCAGAGAGGGGAGGGGUUGAGGAGGCGGCGUGCUGAAUUCUUCGGUUGCGCACAUUUUCGAGGCUAAAUCAAGUAUAUAAUUAUCGGAUUGCAUUAUCGGUUUGAAUUUUUUUAUUAUCUGGAUUAUCUGUGUGACGUCAUAAUUGCCAUUAUCGUUGACCGAUAUUAUCGUGUAUCGUUAGUUGCACAUGAUGGUAUUUGUCCCUUUAAACCCGUACACUUGUCCUUAAACUUAGGCUAGGUUCAUACUACAGGUCUUAAUGCACAGAUCCGAUUUUUUGUCAUAUCUGUUUUUUUGGCGUGCGCGUUCAGACUGCCUUUGUCCAUCGAGACCAUUCAAGUAUUACACAUGCGCACUAAUUCGCAGUCCGACACGCACUGAGCAAGAAGACCCGGAUGCGCAGAAGCAUCAAAACAAAUGACCACACAUGCUGGCUGUCAUCUAUCAUUCAAGGGAUAUCAUAUUUUGCUUUUCAAUAAGAGGACACAAAUAACAGACAUAAAUAAUCCCCAUUUAGGCUUCUAUUUUAAAUUUAUAUGGAUCGAUAGCAUGCACGCACUGUCCGUGCAUGUCACACACACAUACGGGCAGUUUGCCCCAACUCUCAGCCGUGUAAGCAAUCUUGAAAUAUUGCUCAUGGAGAGCAGUGAGAACCGAUCAUUCUCAGGCCUGUCCUCAACCCAUUUUAAUAUUUUUAUGACUGUUGUCAAGCCAGGCCCUUCCCCAAAAGCCGUGUUCAAUGCAAGCUAGGCGCUAAUAACGCACAGCUGCACCGCUACCGUAGCGUCUCUCUCGCACUUUGAUGACGUAACUGCUGCAUGAAUUCCGAUUUGGGAGACUUUGCAUUACAGACCGCCACAACGUCCUGGAAAAAUGUGGCCCAGAUCGGAUUUAGACCACAUACGAAAGUGACCCAGAUCGGAUUUGAAAUGGUCCCGUUCUAUGCGACAUGUCACGUUCAGACCGUCAAAUUAAUGCCUCACUCGAGUCGGAAAAACAUGAACAAAUCGGAUUCGUGCCUGUAGUAUGAACCUAGCCUUAGUCACUGUCAUUGAAAGUGAUAGACAUGGGACCCUCGUUCAAAAGUGAUGCUGACC